This is a messenger RNA of Meloidogyne enterolobii, 987 nucleotides long. NCBI's taxonomy places the organism in Eukaryota, Metazoa, Nematoda, Chromadorea, Rhabditida, Meloidogynidae. The record is from the annotation of a GenBank genome assembly.
UUUUUUUUCCCCAAAAAUACCCUUCCAACCCACCUACCUAAUAAUAUGCUUCUUUAUUCAUUAAAAAUUUUAUUUUUAUAUUUUCGUUUCCUCCGUUUAUUUUUUAAUUUUUGGAUUUCAAUUUAUUUAAUUUUAAUUAAAAGAAUGACUGCAACAACAACUUCUUCAGACUUUUCCCCAAUAAUUUCACAAAAAUCAAGUUUUACUUCAGAACAGUCAAUGCCUAUAUUGAAUUUAGAAGCCAAAGAAUUAAUUACUAAAUCUGUUGUUGUUUAUUUGGAUAGGGCCGAGGUUAAGAGGAAAAUUGUUUUUCAGAAGCCCGAACAGAUUCAAUUGCCUUUUAAGAUGAUGAUUAGAAUUAAUAAUGUCUCUCCAAUGAUCGCGCGUGACUCAAUCCGCGUAGAUGGUCAAAGCGGUGUGCUAAUUUUGGAUGUUGAUUAUGUCGAAAUCCCCCAAUUUUGUAAUAAUGAUGAUGGAAGUGAAAAUAUAUCUUUCCUUGAAAUGGAAACGACCGAUUUAGAGGGGAAUUGUGCUGCUUUAAACGAUCAAAUUGAUGUAUUACAGAAAAGGCUAGAUGUUCUAGAUGGUGUUGCUAAACAGAUAGGAAAGAAUGCCCUAGUUUCCACUGAUGCUGUUCAACAGAGACGCUGUGGGGUCCAAGCAGCUCAACAAAUACAAGACCAACAACAAAUAAAUGGGUGUAUUGAAGGUGGAGCACAACAAAAUGUUUCUAUGCAAUUUGCACCAACCAGCUUAUUUUUAUUAAAUGAGGAUUCAAUGAAGAAUUUGAGCUCAUUUCUUGAUUAUUAUGGUAAAACAGCUGGGGAAACAAGAAGCGAAUUGAGGCAAAAAGCAAAGGAAUUGGCUGAAUUAAAGGAGAGACUAGCAAAGUCCGAAUGGGAAUUGAACAAACAGCGAGGGAAAAUGGAAUAUGACAAAAAUAAAAGGUGGAAUGGAAGGAAGAUUUUUUUGUUUUUAGAUAAAUGA